Molecule: messenger RNA, 6688 nt
Organism: Syngnathus typhle (broad-nosed pipefish)
Lineage: Eukaryota; Metazoa; Chordata; Actinopteri; Syngnathiformes; Syngnathidae
Gene: thsd7aa
Product: thrombospondin, type I, domain containing 7Aa
Exons: 28
Coding region: 374-5473 (1699 amino acids)
Biological process (GO): actin cytoskeleton organization
Cellular component (GO): plasma membrane
Source: RefSeq, a predicted model, not a curated record
GCAGCAGCAAGGUGGAUUUAGGGCUGGCUCUAUUGUUCCUUGUGUUAUUGGUGCCAAACAUCAUUGUUCCUCAUCAAGGAGCCAGGAAGGAAAGAGAGACAGAGAAGAGCCAGUCCAGUCCAGUCCAGUCCUCCGUCCUGCAUCCACCAGGAUUGCCUCUUGGAUACGCUGGGGUGGACAAAAGCAAAGCAGAAGAAGGCACGCACGCGGGCGCGCGCAGCACACACUUGAGUUGAUCUUCACCUCGUGGCUGCCUUGGCUUCUUCUUUUUAUCUGCAUUGGGAAGUACAGUGCCUGCUGAGCCAGCCAGCCAGCCAGCCAGCCAGCCAGCCAGCGAGCGGUGGCUGGCAGUGGCCAUCGGGCUGUUGGGAAGAUGGGGGUGCUGAAAAGGGGAGCCUUGCUGUGGAGCUUCUUAGCGCUGCUCUUUCUCUCCAUCUGGGAGCUGGAUGCACAGGCAGCAGUGGCAAUUAAAGCCACCUACAUUUGGCAAACAGGUGCGUGGGGUCGAUGCAUGGGCAGCGAGUGCGGUCCGGGAGGCAGCCAGAGCCGAGCGGUGUGGUGCGCUCACUCCGAAGGCUGGACCACCCUCCAAACAAACUGUAACCAGACGCAACGGCCCGACAACCGCCAAAAGUGCUUUCGCGUGUGCGACGGCCACAAGGAGCUCUACGACUGGCAAGUGGGCGCAUGGACCCCAUGCCUGGCCGUGCGCGGCGCGGGAGGGCGCUCCCCCGCCGCCCUCUGCGCUCGGGGCGAGGAGGGCGUACAGAGCCGCGACGUGGGCUGCGUCCACAAAGUGGACGGCCGACCGGCGGAGGAGGCCAUCUGUGAAUACUUUGAACCCAAACCCCGCCUGGAGCAGGCCUGUCUUAUCCCCUGCCCUCGGGAUUGCGUCCUGUCCGAGUUUAGUCCGUGGACGCCCUGUUCCAAGACUUGCGGCAUGGGCUUGCAGAACAGAAUUCGCGCCGUUCUGGCCCCGCCCUUAUUCGACGGCGCCGCCUGCUCUAACCUGACCGAGUUUCAGACGUGCCAACCGGGACCCUGCCAGGGAGAGGAGAGCCUGUACAGCCUGAGAGUCGGGGCCUGGGGCCCCUGCUCCGUGCCCGUCGUCUCCAGACAGGCCAGACAAGCUGAGGGAGGAAGUCAUCCAGCGGCCAAAAAGGGAGGCCAAAAACAAGCCGCAAGACUGGACAAACACAGGAGAGAGGGGCUCCAACGGCCCAAAGAGGCGGACAUGCAGAAGGAUCAACUUCCCCGGCAGGCAGACAAAGCGCCAGCGAGGAAAUGGAGCAAGGUGAACGCAAAAGCCCACAGAGCGCCGGAGCGGCAGAGAAAGGCCAAAAACAAAGAGAAACGGGAGAAGAACAAACUCACCCGAGAGAGGUUGAGGGAGAAGGCAAAGGCUAAGGAUCCCGAGACCCGAGAGCUCAUCAAAAAGAGACGCCACAGGAACCGUCAGAACCGCCCAGGAGGCAAGUUCUGGGAUUUGCAAAUUGGGUACCAGACCAGAGAAGUCUCCUGUGUGCAUAAGAGUGGCGCUGUUGAGGCUCUAAGUCUGUGCUCGCACCAAUCGCUGCCAGUCACCUUCCAAGCGUGCGUCGUCACCAAAGACUGCAACGUGACCCAAUGGUCCCAAUGGUCGGCUUGCUCCAAGGACUGCGCCGGGCCCGAGGGCCAGCGGACCCGCGCUCGAAAAGUCAGCCAGUUCUCCGUGGGAGGAGGGACCCGGUGUCCCGAGCUGGAAGAGAAGGAGCCGUGCAAUCCUCAAGGAGAAACGCUGGCGCCACCCUGCAUUGCUUACACGUGGAAGAGCACCGAGUGGUCCGAAUGCAGGGUGGACGCGUUGCUGAGCCAACAGGACCGGCGGAGAGGAAACCAGACUGGCUUGUGCGGAGGUGGCAUUCAGUCUCGAGAGGUUUACUGCGUCCUGGCCGCUGGAGAUCCGCCGUCCCACCUCGCGAGCAAAGAAGCACUGCGACCAGUCAACAGUGAUCUGUGUGUGGGCAUUCCCCCCAACACCACCCAGCUCUGCCACAUCAACUGUCCGGUGGAGUGUCGGCUUUCGUCUUGGAGUGCCUGGGGACCGUGCACCUAUGAAAAGUGCCAGGAUCAAAGUGCAAAGAAAGGCUUCAAAAUGAGGAAGCGUCAAAUCGUCAACCAUCCGACAGGCGGCACAGCAAAUUGCCCGCACUUAGUGGAGGCCAUACCGUGCGAAGAGCCCAGAUGCUACGAGUGGCUUGUGCUCAAGCUGGAAGAGUGCGUCCCUGACAAUGACAGGGAAUGUGGACCCGGAACACGCAGUCCUCAAGUUCAGUGUGUCAACACUGACGGCCAACGUGCCGAGACGCAACUUUGCCGCGAUGCCAUCCUGCCCAUGCCGGUCAUCUGCGAGGUGCCUUGUCCAAAGGACUGCGCCCUCAGCACUUGGACCCAGUGGUCCCCGUGUUCCCACACCUGCUCUGGAAAAAGUACGGAAGGCAAGCAGAGCAGAGCGCGCUCCAUUUUGGCCUACAAUGCAGGAGAGGGUGGAAUCCAGUGCCCCAAUAUCAGUAGCCUGCAGGAGGUGAGGAGCUGCAACCAGCACCCGUGCACGGUGUACCACUGGCAGACGGGCAUCUGGGGACAGUGCACAGAGGACUCCUCCAUCCCAGCGACCAACGCAUCCAUAGACCGGUCCUCGUGCUCUGUCGGGAUGCAGACUCGCAAGGUCAUCUGCGUCCGGGUUAACGUGGGCCAGGUUCCGCCCAAAAAGUGUCCAGAGAGCCUGCGCCCAGACACGGUCAGGCCCUGCUUCUUGCCUUGCAAAAGGGACUGCUUGCUCAGCCCGUACAGUGAGUGGAGCCCCUAUCCGUCAACAUGUCCAAAAGGUGGCAAGACAAAGCAAUACAGAAAACGUGUCGUCAUCCACUUCCCAGCCAAUGGAGGACAGGAGUGUCCAGAAGUGCUGACACAAGAGCGAGAGAGUGAUGCUCCUUCUGUCUGUCCAGGAUACAGAUGGAAAACGCAUAAAUGGCGAAGAUGCCAAAUGGUUCCAUGGUCAGUCCGUCAGGACAGCCCUGGGGCUCAGGAAACCUGUGGAUCGGGCCUACAGGUUCGAGCCGUGUCAUGCCGGAGGCAGGAUGGUGGGCAGGCGGAUAUCGAAGCUUGUCUGAAGUUCUUCAGGUCCAUGCCGCCUCUCACCCAGCUCUGCCAGCUGCCCUGCCAGGAGGACUGCCAAUUGAGCAACUGGUCCAAAUUUUCCCCUUGCACAGCCGACUGUGUGGGGGUCAGGGUCCGCAAACGCACGCUUGUGGGUAAGAGCAAGAAGCGAGAGCAGUGUAGGAACCACCAGAUGUAUCCCCUGAGUGAGACUCAGUACUGCCCGUGCAACAAAUACAACGCCCAGCCCGUGGGCAACUGGUCCGACUGCAUACUUUCCGAGAGCGGCCGCGCCGAAGGACAACUGGGCCUGAAGGUCCAGGGCGAUAUCAAGGAGUGCGGUCAAGGCUACCGAUACCAAGCUAUGGCUUGCUAUGACCAGGAUAACCGCAUUGUAGAGACUUCACGUUGCAACAGUCAUGGACACAUCGAGGAGGCUUGCAUCAUUCCCUGUCCGUCCGACUGCAAACUCAGCGAGUGGUCCAAUUGGUCACGAUGCAGCAAGUCGUGCGGCAGCGGCGUUAAAGUUCGAUCCAAAUGGCUCCGAGAAAAACCAUACAACGGUGGGAGGCCUUGCCCCAAACUUGACCACGUCAACCAGGCACAAGUUUAUGAAGUGGUGCCAUGUGUCAGUGACUGCGGCCAGUAUAUUUGGCUGGUAGAGCCAUGGAGCGGAUGGAAGGUUAGCAGCGUGGACCUGAAGAACAACUGCGGCGAAGGUGUGCAGACCAGAAAAGUCAGGUGUAUGCUGAACACCGUCGACGGCCCCUCGGAGCAGGUGGAGGACUACCUGUGCGAUCCGGAGGAGAUGCCUGUGGGCGCUCGCAACAGCCAGCUUCCCUGUCCAGAGGACUGUGUCUUAUCAGACUGGGGAGCCUGGAGUCCAUGCCCAUUGCCCUGUGACGGGAACAGUACGCGUGAGAGGAGGGCUUAUCCAAUCAGGCAGCCCGGAAAGGACAAGGAGUGCCCUUUGAGCACUCAAGCGGUGUUUUGCAAACUCAACAGCAAUUGCUUCCACUACUCGUACAACAUCACAGAUUGGAGUACUUGUCAGCUGAGUGAUCGAGCGGUCUGCGGAAAUGGGAUCAAAACCCGCAUGCUGGACUGUGUGCGGAGUGACGGCAAAUCUGUUGACCUAAAGUUCUGUAAAGAGCUUGGUCUGGAGAGGAAGUGGCAAAUGAACGCCUCUUGUGUCGUGGAGUGCCCCGUCAACUGCCAACUGUCCGAGUGGUCGGCAUGGUCCGACUGCACGCGUACGUGCGGACUCCGAGGCAAGCUGUGGAGAAGACGGACAGUCAUCCAGGCUCCCCAGGGCGACGGGCGGCCGUGCCCGAGCCAGAUGCAGCAGUGGAAGCCGUGCCUCGUGAAGCCCUGCUACAGCUGGAGAUACAGCGGCUGGUCCGAAUGCAAGUCUGAGGGUGCGAGAUGUGGCCAAGGCUUGCGCUUCAGGAACAUUUCAUGCUUGGUGUCGGACGGAAGCCAUCUCCCAGGGAGUCUGGUGGACGACGAGCUGUGUGGAGACCAAGAGCCCGUGGUGGAAGGCGAUACGCACGUCGUACUGCAGGAGUCCUGCACGGUUCCGUGUCCGGGGGAAUGCUACCUGACAGACUGGACAGUUUGGAGUCUGUGCCAGUUAAGCUGCGUUGGUGGGGACGAUCUGGGCUUUGGCUCCGUGCAGGUCCGCUCUCGAGCUGUUGUGGCUCAAGACCCUGAGAAUCUGCUUCAGUGUCCGGAACAGGAGCUGGAGGCCCGGCCGUGUACAGAGGGCCAGUGUUUGGAAUACGCCUGGCGAGCGGCACCGUGGAGAGGCUCGUCGCGGCACGUCUGGUGCCAGCGCUCGGACGGGCUCAAUGUCACAGGCGGGUGCCCGAGCGCAGCCAAGCCGACGGCCGAGCGAUCCUGCCACCCGCCCUGCACCGAGCCGCGUUCCUUUUGUACAGAGUCGGGCGUUUGUGGCUGCGAGGAGGGCUACACAGAGGUUAUGACCUCUGACGGACUACUAGACCAGUGCACGGUCAUCCCAGUGCUGGAGAUCCCCAGUGGCGGUGACAACAAAGCAGACGUCAAGACCAUCGUGGCCUUCAACCCCACCCGGCCACCGGCAGUCAGCCUACCGGGCAGGGUGGGCCGCACCUGGUUCCUGCAGCCUUUCGGUCCAGAUGGAAAGCUGAAGACCUGGGUAUAUGGCGUAGCAGCAGGAGUUUUUGUUCUUCUCGUCUUUAUAAUGUCAAUGACUUACUUGGCAUGCAAGAAGCCAAAGAAAGCACAGCGACGACAGAUGAACAACAGACUGAAGCCACUGACGCUGGCCUAUGACGGAGACGCCGACAUGUAGGAGGAGCGUGGAAAAGGCUUGAGCUAUCAACUCGUCUCCUUAGCAGAUUUGCUUUCCUCCACGGUACGCUCUUCUUGUUUUGCUUUCACAAAAGCCUUUCCGACUUGAUUUGACUUCCGACGUGUGGAGGUUUGCCUUUUUCAGGCACGUUUGUCCUGCUAAGCUCCAUUGUUCUUUUGGUCACAAGAGAAAGGGACGGAGCAUUUUGAAUUUCACACACUUUUUUUCGUUGAACUUUUGUAUUUUUUUAUUUUUUUAUGAUCUCAUCUUUCUUUCUUUCCUUCCGUCAUUUUUGUUUUGUUCCGGGCAUCAUUUUGCACUAUAUUAGUGCAGCCGGUUGUAGUCGUAUGUCUGGCCUCCACACAAGAAAUGGCCGGUCUGUCCAGAAAAUGCAUUGAAGAAAUGCCAAUGUAAAUGAUGAUUCUCAGCAUCCCUUUCAAACAUGUACAGGUGCCGUACGGUGGUUGUGGAAGAGCAAAUCUUUUGUCUCAUUUCCUCACACUGGUGCAUUUCCCACCACCAAAGCGAAUCUCCAAAAGUUUGCACUUACUUACCGAGUUUGACUUUGGACAGCGCUCACGAAGGAAAAGUUUGAAGGUUUUGUGCGAUGAUGGUCUCAUUUAGUUGCACGAGUCUUAAUUGCGUCGAAAAGCACCGGAGACUGGUCCGAGUUCCCGCAACGCCGCAUCUUUUCACGGGAUGCCUGCCGCCAGGGAGACGCCUGGGAUAUUCUCGUUUUGUAAGCCUCAAGGUGGGUGACCUUCGGGUCCGAGGGAGCCGCUGUCCCGCCUGUUUGGGAAGCGACAAAGCAGGUCAGACUUUGACCUCAUUUGACUGCUCCUUUGGAUGCUUGACAUCGGUCCAUCCAUCCAUCGAACGUCUUUGUUUGCCACCGUCCCAUAAUCGAUGACUGAGCUUGAAGAUGCAGUUGCAAAUCUCAUUGUCAAGCUUUGCCAAUGGAUAUUAUCAAAGAAGCAGUGUACAUUGUAUUCAUUGUCAACGGCCCGGCCCGCUGUGCCGGCGGUAACUUCACGGAAUGUUUCCUUUCUGUUUGCUUUAUUAGGAGUUGUAGGGACUGGGACUUUUUUGUACUGCAAAAGGAAUAAAUGCCCAGCCAAUGCCAGUAUACCAACGUGGUGGAAAAAUGAAGUUUGUUCUUUCCUACUCUUUGUAUGUCUUUGAAUAAUUGCUGAUAAUAAACCCCGAGAAAAAGAA